AUGUCGGACCCACGCGUCACCGUGACGCUCGUCCCCCUUUUCGAUGAUACCCACCCUCUACGUACCCUCACCAUCACCGACAGUGAUAAGACCGUGGCUAUCGGACGUGCCUCAAAGCGUGAAGCUCGAAAACGGAUCCCCGCAACAGAGAACGCUUGGUUUGAGUCUCGGGUCAUGUCUCGUGACCAUGCCUUCCUUAACAUACCGUCGGACCAAAAUAUCGUCUUCAUCACCGACUGUGGCUCGACUCACGGAACCUUCUUGAAUGAUAGCAAGCUGGUGACAGAUGUGAAUACCCCACUGUACAGUGGAGAUAUCGUCCGAUUUGGUGUCGAUGUCGACCGUGGCCAGGAGGUUUUCGAGGCCAUCGAAGUCCGCUGCAAGGUCGAUUGGCUCAGACCCCAGCCUGUUGCCAUUCCAGAUGAUGAUAUUGCUAUCAAACUGGAUCCAAGUCCGUCAACCAACAGUUUCUCUGUCCCCGAAGACGAAAGUGAUAUGGAGGCUGCCGACAACACGAGUGAUGUCUCUUCCAAAGAGUCCAUUGCUAGAUCUUGGGACAAUCUUGCUGAGCAGCCUGUGGAUACGUCUCUAGUUUCCCCUGUCUCAAGUGUUCAGAGUGACGAACAUCCAAAGGACGAGCCUGGCUCCGCAGGUUCGUCCCCCACUGAGGAGCCUAUCACAAAGGUUAUGCCCGGCCCUACAACACUGGCCUCGGAUCUUCUUAGCCCGCUGUCUGAUAUCAAACCGGUGUCCGACACUCAACAAUCUCUCACCGAACCGGCCUCUACUGAACUUCCAUAUGCUCUACAAACACAUGAAGCAGGUAGUCUCCCUCGAGUCUGUUACCAGAAAGUACCCGAAUUUGACUACAGCAAUUGGACGAUUAUGCGGCCUAUGUUCAUGCGGCUGGCAGACAUGGCUUGGGGUGAAUCCAACACGAUACCCGACGUUGACCAUGACAGGCGCAUUAUCCACGCUACUCGCCGUUGUUCUCUUGCCAAAGAUGCUUACUGGGUAGACGACUCCCCUAGCUUCCGACCUUGCUUUGGGACAGAAGUUUAUUGGGAGCCCGAUGUCGACAAUUCAGACACAUCGUUCCAUCGUAUGCCUGGCAACCUUCUUAGGUACUGGUCAGUCGAUAAGCGAAGAUACUGGAUCAUCCAUGAAAAUCACGCUGGCCAACAGAUGGGCAAUUUGUGCUGGAUCGUCGAAAAGCCACUGGAGAUUCUCAGUGAGGAACUGAAGCACCAGCUUGACACUGAAACCGAGGUUGACGACUGUCACAAAUGCUGGGUCGUGAGAGCCUGGAAGCCUCAAAUGGUCGGCAAUCGAUGGUGCGAUGUGGCUCCUUAUUGGGAUCCGAAUUUCGAUGAAGAUUUGCUCUGCGAUGACGAGUCCGUUGAUUCAGACGAAGAAGCCCAGGGAAAUGAGGGGUACAUGUCUGAAUCAUAUGGUCUAAGUGAUUCAAUCUCGGAGAACUACCACGACUAUCCAUAUGGGAUGUUCGACAGUGAAUCGACCCAUGGAGAUGUAUGUGAAGUGUCGGCAGAAGACUCCGUGGAAGACGACAAAGAGGAGGAUUAUGACGAGGACUUCGAGGAAGAAAAUUAUGAGGUCUCUGAUGUAUCCGAAAACGAAUCUGAGUGUCUCUCUGAGAAUGAGCGUCUUGAACACCCUAUUGCGCAGAAGCCUGAUGCCCAUUCCUUGCUUUCGGAUUAUCUCAAGGGAUUUGGACGCCCCGACCAUACUGAUGCCGUCGAAGUUUCCAAGCAUGUACCUGAAUCCUCAGGUACCCUCGGGCAAUUGUUGCAGCGGGCUCGUGAGGCAGAGUCACUGAACACCGCACACAACGAGAGCAAACCAUUGACGACGCAGACUGCUGCUGGUAUGACAAACCCAGGCGCUCGGUUCCCGACAUGCGCUGUUUCUGGUGAGCUGCCAAGUUCAUGCCAGAACAAAUAUCGACAAAUGCAAGGGAAGAUCGAGAGCACUGCUGGGGUACCGUCAUUCGAAGAACUUGAGAAUUUCUAUCUUGAUGGACCAUUCUCGAGCCGCACCACGAAAGAGCAGAUAAAAUCAUGGGCAAAGUCGAAGCGUUCUUUCGCAGAGAUGGAAUCGUCGUCUGUUGAACCCAGCUUUUUCCAAGAUGCUCAGCGGCUGCCUGUAGAGGCAGCCAGCCAGCCGGAUUCCGACCUUAAUACAAUUGCCGCCGAAGCUAAGGAUGCGAUCAGCUCCGCACUUGCCGAGAAUGACUCCUCAUUUGCUGAGAACGAACGUCCGGCUAAGCGAAUCAAGUCUAAUCACCCAACCUCAAAGUCCUUGGCAAGCCACGCCACCACGGCUGUUGUCAGCGCUUUGCUGGGUGGUCUGGGAACAAUUGCUGUGCUCGCAGCCUUGCCCAAUGAAUACUUCCAGUGA
Messenger RNA from Penicillium mononematosum, 2418 nucleotides. Its product is annotated as FHA domain protein. Gene Ontology annotation, molecular function: protein binding. Bases 1 to 2418 code for a protein of 805 amino acids. Lineage: Eukaryota; Fungi; Ascomycota; Eurotiomycetes; Eurotiales; Aspergillaceae. The transcript is spliced from 4 exons. The record is from RefSeq and is a predicted model, not a curated record. Gene Ontology annotation, cellular component: cytoplasm.